AUGUCAUCAAACAACUACAAUGAUAACCACGGCCAAAUCCCGGAUACCGGCAAAGAACACACCGUCAUUCUCCCCUUCGCUCAGAAUCCUAAUCUCUCAAACGAAACCACUGGGUCAUCGGGUCCCAACCGAAAGGACACAUCUUCGGAGAAGUCGUGGAAGCCGACUUUUGAUCGCCGACAAAGCUGGAGUAACGAGGACCGCAAGCACCAGCUGCAAGAACGACUGUACGGGUCGGAAAAGGGAAGAGAGAUGGGGUUCACAGAGGCGCAUAGUGGGGAUUAG
Penicillium samsonianum is the source of this 285-nucleotide messenger RNA. RefSeq lists its product as uncharacterized. Bases 1 to 285 code for a protein of 94 amino acids. The transcript has a single exon. The record is from RefSeq and is a predicted model, not a curated record. Lineage: Eukaryota; Fungi; Ascomycota; Eurotiomycetes; Eurotiales; Aspergillaceae.